AAACUCACAAAGUGAAAGUCCUCAAAAGCAAAGCACCCAUAUAAACUUUACUUGAUAACUACAAGCACUAGCAAUUCCACCACCAAAAAAAGAAACUAUUCUAUCAACUUGUCCCAAUAUUUCUAUAACAAUUCUUCAAAAAUAACUCCAUUAAAAACCUAACACACACACAAAAAAAAAAAAAAAAAAAAAACUCUUCACCCCUUUAUAUAUAUAUAUAAACCAUGUUAAGUUUAUUAGUAUCAAUAAGGCAAAAUUUAGAAAAUAUGGGAAAAAGUCCAAGAGUAGCUGAUGAAAAUAUGACAAAUAUUUGUAGAGGUGGAACAACAUCUAGAUCAACAAGGCAACAUAAUUGGAACGGGUUUUCGAUUAUUUGUGGCGUUUUUCGCGCUCCAUUAGCGUUAUUUUCGUGUUUAAAUCAUCCAAGAAUCAAUGGAACAGAUGGAGUUUGGGUUUCUGGAGAAUUUUCACAAAUUUCUGAAAUGAAUCAUCUUAUGGUUAGUGAUAGUAUGCGUUAUGCAAUAUUAAUGUGAAGAAAAAGAUUAUGGUAAGAAAUGAAAUGAAAUUUUAGUCAUGAUGAGACUUUUUUUUUGUUUGUUUGUUUGUGUUUUUGGGGUUUUUAUAAUAUAUAUUGAUGUAUGUGAAGUUUUGGAUUUGUUAUUUUUCAUUAGGAUAUUUAGGGUUGUAUACCUAUUAUACUUAAUUUUAUUUUAUACGAUAAUGUUUGACCUGAUUGA
Solanum pennellii is the source of this 737-nucleotide messenger RNA. RefSeq lists its product as uncharacterized. Bases 225 to 533 code for a protein of 102 amino acids. The transcript has a single exon. The record is from RefSeq and is a predicted model, not a curated record. NCBI's taxonomy places the organism in Eukaryota, Viridiplantae, Streptophyta, Magnoliopsida, Solanales, Solanaceae.